Messenger RNA from Sinocyclocheilus rhinocerous, 1445 nucleotides. Its product is annotated as G-protein coupled receptor 12-like. Gene Ontology annotation, cellular component: membrane. Gene Ontology annotation, molecular function: G protein-coupled receptor activity. The coding region runs from base 146 to 1126 and encodes 326 amino acids. Gene Ontology annotation, biological process: G protein-coupled receptor signaling pathway. The record is from RefSeq and is a predicted model, not a curated record. The transcript is spliced from 3 exons. Lineage: Eukaryota; Metazoa; Chordata; Actinopteri; Cypriniformes; Cyprinidae.
GGAAUGACAAGCCAAGGCUGAACGCUGCCCAGAUGCGCUUGGCAUGGGAUGCUUUCCUGAGCCUCAUCUAUUCUUCAUCUUCACUUGAUGGAAGAGGGAUGGAGAAACAAGCUCGUUCUGUGUGAUUCACCCUCCUACUGUAGCGAUGAGUAACCUGCUCCAAAACACUUCUCUUUUGAAUUGGGAUGUAUUAGAAGGAAGAAACACAUCGUCUGCCCCGUCCUGGGAGCCGGAGCCGGUGGCCGCGAUCGUUAACCCGUGGGACGUGCUGCUGUGCGUGACGGGCACGCUCAUGUCCUGCGAGAACGCAGUGGUGAUCGCUCUGAUCGCCUACACUCCCACCUUGAGAGCGCCUAUGUUCGUCCUCAUCGGGAGUCUAGCGUUUGCUGACCUUUUGGCCGGCCUGGGCCUGAUCCUCAAUUUCAUCGUAACUUACAUAAUCGAUUCGGGAUUUGUCACGCUACUGUCAGCGGGGCUCCUCAUCACAGCCUUCUCAGCAUCUGUGCUCAACAUCCUUGCGAUAACAGUGAACCGUUACCUGUCGCUGUACAACGCAUUAACGUACCACACCGAGGGCACGGUGACGUUCACUUAUGUCACACUCAUGCUGAUGUGGGUCAUGAGCACCACGCUCGGUUCGCUCCCCGUCCUGGGCUGGAACUGCUUGGAGGACGAGAGCACUUGUAGCAUCUGUCCACCGGUGAACAAAAACAACGCCGCAGCUCUCGCCGUGUCCUUGCUCCUGAUCUUCGCUCUCAUUCUGCAGCUGUACCUUCAGAUCUGCAAGAUCGCGUUCCGGCACGCUCAGCAAAUCGCCGUUCAGCGUCAGUUUAUGACUACCUCGCACUCAUCUUCCACCACGAAAGGGGUCUCCACCCUCACCACCAUCCUGGGCACUUUCGCGUUCUGUUGGAUCCCUCUCGCCAUGUACUCGCUGGUGGCAGACAGCCGAACCCCUGUGAUCUACACCUACGCUACGGCUCUUCCGGCCAUCUGCCACUCCAUCAUUAACCCCAUGAUAUAUGCGUUCAGGAACCCUGAAAUUCUCCGAUCUUUAAGGAUUGCUUGUUGCUGGUGCAUGCCUUACAGUUUCACCAUGCGACCCAGGACACCCAGCGAUGUGUAGCGUCUUCAGAUUAAAGCACAGUGUUGGUGGUGGCCUGUCUGUAAAGCACAUGGCGCAUAUAAUCCACAUAUUGUAAUCCAGUGGAGUGGGUGAAUAUUUUUUGAUUUGGCCGAUUUGGUAGCACUUCAUAUCAUUGUGUCCAAGUUACAGGUACAGUAUGACAUGUUACUAUGAUUAAUUGGUAAUUAGAAUAAUUUUAUAUAACAUCAAGUUUAACUUCCUUACGUAAGGGACAUGGUGAUGGUGAAAAAUGAGAUUGGGAGGGAAAAUUUUGGUGCUUUUGUGUUGCUCAACUUGGUUUGAUCGCAAAACUUUCAUA